Molecule: messenger RNA, 1194 nt
Organism: Aspergillus chevalieri
Lineage: Eukaryota; Fungi; Ascomycota; Eurotiomycetes; Eurotiales; Aspergillaceae
Exons: 1
Coding region: 1-1194 (397 amino acids)
Source: RefSeq, a predicted model, not a curated record
AUGGCCAAAGACAUCGGAGCGCCCACACCGCAGUCCGAAAACCCAUCGCCAUGGCCCGCCUCCAAACAGGUUUCUGUCAUAUUGCCUGCUGCCUCCACAGAACAACUUCCUACGCCGGAUCAAUCGGAGGGUGUAAUGGUCAACGGUCUACGCAUCGUGGAGGGGAUUCCGCCCGAUGGUCGGGGAAAGCGGUUGACAUGGGAAGAGGUGGACGUUCUGGUGCGGCUGUGCAUGGAACGCACGGUGGAAAAUGAGAUUCAAACUCGGCCAAAGAAAUGGUGGUCGGAAACUUCUGAUCUGUUGUUUGCGCGGACUGGCCGGUCAUAUUCGUGGCAGUCGUGCAAGCGUCGGAUGCAACAAUUGGUGUAUGCUUGUCGGGUGCACAGGGACGGUAUCACGAAUCACCUCGACUACGAAGAUUCCUGUCUACAACGUGAUCUUCGCCAGUUGCCACAUGAUUUGUGCUCGGAGAUGGUCGAGUGGAUGAAUAAAACCACCGUACCAAGCCAGCAGGUUUUGGUGGACAAAACCAAGGCCAUUGACGCGAAGCGGGCGGAGAGAGUACUCGAGAGGCAAAGGGAAGGUGGAGAAAAGCAGCAGGAGAGAGACUACCACAAGCGCAAACAUGACCGGGUUUGGAAGUGGCUCAGCAGUCUGCCUCCCCCGGGGGAAAUGCUAUCCGCUUUGGAUGAUGGUGCCCGCACCGAACGUGGACGGAAUGCAGGAUCUGGGCAACGAGACCGAUCUCGAUCACCCUGUCGUGAGGCAACCAAAUACCGCCAACGCUCUCCACUGAGCCGUCGAGAGCCGCAGCCGACUUCAACCCCGACAGGCAAAAUCGAACGCUACUUCGAACCCGAUCAUCCCCGUGACAGUCGCGAGAAGGACCGGGUGAACAAUCAGCAAGCCAGACAGCCUCUUACGAAGAACGACCCGAAAAACAUGACUCCUGCCGAGCGAUCUGACCUUGCCAUGCAACUGGAAGAUACUGUUGACGACCUUGCCGAUAAUUUCAUGGCCAACCAUAUGUAUCCUCUCGUCAGGUCGACCUACCCCAGCUACAAUGAAGAAGCUAGAAACAAGCACGAGGCGGUAAACCUCGCUUGCUACGCCUUGUUUCGGAACAUGGCAAAAGUCACCGUCGAACUCCUGGCUGCCGCUGGCUUGCCAACUCCUCCCUAUCCAGUGGACUAG